This is a messenger RNA of Rubroshorea leprosula, 1282 nucleotides long. The record is from the annotation of a GenBank genome assembly. NCBI's taxonomy places the organism in Eukaryota, Viridiplantae, Streptophyta, Magnoliopsida, Malvales, Dipterocarpaceae.
GUUUGAUUUUACUGAUUGAGUUGGAUUUGUUUUUUCGUGCCUUUUUAGGGAGAGUUGUGGAUGGAAGAGAGAUUAUGGUUCAGUUUGCCAAGUAUGGGCCUAAUGCAGAACAAAUGUGAGUUGCUCGUUGUUCUUGAUUGUUCGAUUUCAGUGCAUCCAUGAGUUUUGUCUUUGGUUUGGUUUGUUGUUUGCUGCCGAGUACCAUCUUCUCAAAGAUUUCAGCUCCUCCUGCAAAUCAGCUUCAUCUUUGUUAGAUUUUUGCUGUUUGAAAAAAUUCAGGAGCCUUAAACAUUUUCUGCAACUCCACCAUUACAGCAGCUUUGUCCGUGGAUCUUUUCUGCUUCGUUUCCCAUUUCAUCAACCAUGAUUUGCCUUUUGCACUGAUUUUUGAAACAAACAUGAACACCUUCUCUUUGAAUCUAGCUUUCCUCUCCUUGACAUCUCCCAUGGUGGGACUAACAUAUGCCUCCAUCUUCACAGCCUUUUUUGCUGCAAGAUUUUGGCCAAGAGGGGUUUCCCAUGAAAACCAUCUGAAAACAAUGAGAAAGGGUAAGAAGAGAGGGAUUGAGAGAGGACUUGGAGGAGAAGUAGAGACACCCAGAGUUUCCUCUUUUGGUGAGCAUCAUUUAGCAGAUCUCAUUUCACUGCAUUUUCAGCUUUCAUGCCAUAGCUCCAACGAAGGAGCCAAAGUCCUCGUCGAAUGUAUCACGAUGAAUAAAGGGAUAGGGAGAAUAGGAGGAGAAGUCGUAGUAGAAGAAGGGAUAAAUAUGAUUGUGACGGGACACGUCAUGGGUUUGAGAAUGCUGAUGAACACAGUGGUAACGAUGAUUCUCCUGGACCAAGAAGUGUUUCAUCAUGUGGCCGGCGUGCCGAUUCUCAAAGCAUGUCUCCUCAUAGGUCCUAUGGUGAUGAAUGAUGGCAAAAUGCCAUGUCCUUAAAGCAUCACAUCCGAGUGAGUUGGACUUAACUGGUUCUGUAAUGCAGAAGAAAUAUUGAAGUAAUGCUUACUAUCAGCAAAAUAUUGAGUUAUAGAGUUGGCUGCAAGUAGUGUUUAUUGAGAUCUCCCAUCUUUCCAUUUUGCUGUAACUUGUGCAGCUCUUCCUUCUUCAUUUGUUGCCAUUUUGUGCAGCUUUUAUUUUCAUUUGCUGCUACUUUUGCUGCUUGAACACCACAGCUCCAACAGUUUUUUCGUGCCUUUUUAGGGAGAGUUGUGGAUGGAAGGGAGAUUAUGGUUCAGUUUGCCACGUAUGGGCCUAAUGUAGAACAAAUGUGAGUUGCUCAU